UUAUAAAAAAGUUUAGAGAAUUUCUGUUUACCUUGUAAGUCCAUUUUCCCUAGGAAAAAUCACUUUACAUUUAGGAUGUAAAAGUAAAUUUGACCAAACUACUGUCAUUUUAACGCAAUAUUGUAAUAUGUCAUUUUUAACGCAUACUUGUAGCGCAAGAUUGCACAUGCAAUUUUUUUAAAUUUCAAAAUGGCGCGUUCGAUUGAUUGGUACGGUUAGAGAAGCAGACUGUAGGCUUAUAGUGCAAUUACGAUGUAUGUAUAUACAUAUAUACAUGAAAAUAUAGAAGUAUCGAUGGAUGAGCGAGGAAAGCGCUACUCCCCUCCGGAAACUAAUAGGGAAAAGUAGAUCGUCUGACGAGCGAAGUUCAGUCAGCACGGAGAAAACAUUCGGCAAGUAGAGUAAUUGUGCUGCCCCGUAUGACAGACGGGGCUGUCAUAUUUUAUCAAAGCAUAUCUUUAUCCGCGAAACCUUCAAAGACAUUAGCGCAACAAUGGCGAUGGGCAAAGGGUUUCGCGUUUACGAAAAGUUGAAACCAUCUCGUCAUUCUUUAAUACUAGAACAGCGAAAUCGAAAGGAGACUGUUCUCUUUGAGUCACAAGCUGUCGCUGUUCUUUCUGCUGAAGAAACUGACAGCUUAAAAGGGAAAUAUACAAAAUUGUUAGAUGCAUAUGGGUGCUUAGGUGUUUUGCAGUUAAAUGCAGGAGAAAAUACCCUUCUGUAUCUUGUUCUUGUCACUGGAUGUUUCUCAGUUGGUAAAGUAGGAGAAUCAGAAAUAUUUAGGAUUACUCAAACGCAUUUUGUACCGCUUCAUUAUGCGCAAGGCCACGAGGAUCGUGUAUCUGAAGUUAGGAAAGUUCUUAAUUCUGGUACAUUUUAUUUCUCUUGGUCUGCUGGAUCUCAAGAGUCUCUUGAUAUUACCCUUAGUGCACAGAGGCGAUGUAAAUCCACAACAACUGAUAACAGAUUUUUCUGGAAUCGAAUGUUACACAUACAUUUAUUGAGAUUUGGAGUUGAUACAUCUCAUUGGUUACUUAAAGCAAUGUGUGGUAGUGUGGAAAUUCGAACUGUAUAUGUUGGUCAUAGACAGGCUCGAGCUGUUCUUAUAUCCAGGCUAAGUUGUGAACGUGCAGGCACCAGGUUUAAUGUCAGAGGGACUAAUGAUGAUGGUCAUGUAGCAAAUUUUGUAGAAACAGAACAAGUAAUAUAUUUAGAUAAUGAAGUAACUUCUUAUGUACAAACUAGAGGAUCAGUUCCUUUAUUCUGGGAACAACCUGGUAUCCAAGUUGGUUCUCAUAAAGUUAAAAUUUCUCGUGGUUUUGAAGCUUCUGCACCAGCAUUUGACAGACAUUUAAAGAUGAUCAAAGAGAGAUACGGGCAGCAAGUAAUUGUCAAUCUCCUUGGUUCUAGUCUGAUUGGUAGUAAAGAAGGAGAAGCAAUGCUAAGUCAAUUAUUUCAAACUCAUCAUAAAAUGUCAGAGCAUAAUGAUGUGCCUCACAUUCCGUUUGACUAUCAUCAAGAAUGUAGAGGUGGAAAUAUGAAAAAUCUUUCGAAACUAAAGGCAAAAGUAGAAAUGUAUUUAGAAUCUUUUUCAUUAUUUUAUGCUGUUGGUAAUGCCGUCAUUCACGAACAAAAUGGAACUAUUAGAACAAAUUGUCUUGAUUGUUUAGACAGAACUAAUUGCGUACAAACGUUCUUUGCUUUGGAAAUACUUGGUAAGCAACUUGGAUUAUUGAAGUUGCUUGAGAAGCAACAGAUGGUUUCAAGAUUUGAGGAAGUAUUUAGACAAAUGUGGAUCAAUAAUGGUAAUGAAGUAAGCAAAAUAUAUGCUGGUACUGGAGCAAUUCAAGGAAGUUCGAAAUUAAUGGACGGUGCUAGAUCUGCGGCUAGAACAAUACAAAAUAAUUUAUUAGACUCCAGUAAGCAAGAAGCUAUUGAUAUUUUGCUAUUGGGAUCAACUUUGAACACAGAAUUGGCCGAUAGAGCUCGAUUACUUUUGCCUUCUAAUAUGUUACAUGCUCCGCCGAGUGUUUUGAGAGAAAUGUGUAAAAGGUAUAACGAAUAUGUAAUUACAAUGAAUCUUAGAGUAAGCGUGGGUACUUACAACGUUAAUGGAGGAAAGCAUUUUCGAAGUGUCGGGUACAAAGACUUAUCCCUUUCGGAUUGGUUAUUAGAUGCUCCAAGAAAAUCGUCAUCCUUAGUAUCAGUUGAAUACGACAAUGUUCCUGUAGAUAUAUUUGCAAUAGGAUUUGAAGAAAUCGUUGAUUUAAACGCUAGUAAUAUAAUGGCUGCUAGUACUGAUAAUGUAAAAGCGUGGGCAGAGCAAUUACAGAAAGCACUUUCCCGAGAUACUGAAUAUGUUUUAGUCACAUAUCAACAAUUAGUCGGUGUUUGUCUUUAUUUAUUUAUACGACCUAUGCAUGCACCUUACUUAAGGGAUGUAGCCGUAGACUGUGUUAAAACUGGAUUAGGUGGUGCAACAGGUAAUAAAGGAGCUGCAGCUAUUAGAUGUGUAUUAUAUUCAACGUCGUUUUGUUUCGUUUGUGCACACUUUGCUGCUGGCCAGUCUCAGGUUAACGAGCGUAAUGCAGAUUACGCUGAAAUUACGCGAAAAAUUACCUUCCCCAUGGGAAGAACAUUAAAUACUCACGAUUACGUAUUUUGGUGUGGAGAUUUUAAUUACAGAGUUGAUAUGGAUAAAGAUGAAAUGAAAGAGAUGAUUAAAAGAAAUGAACUUGAUCAAAUACUACAGUACGAUCAAUUGAAGGUUCAACAAGAACAAGGGAAUGUUUUUAAAAAUUUUUUGGAAGGUUCUAUUACUUUUCCUCCAACGUAUAAAUACGAUGUCUUUUCGGAUGAUUAUGAUACGAGCGAAAAGUGUCGUCAACCUGCAUGGACAGAUAGAGUGCUAUGGAAACGUAGAAAACAAGUACCUGAUAUCGAUUCACCUACAGAUUGGAAUCCAGGAAAAUUAAUUCAUUAUGGUAGAGCGGAACUGAAACAAAGCGAUCACCGACCGGUUAUCGCAAUCAUCGACGUAGAUGUUCAUUGCGUUGAUCCUGAAAAACGAGAACAGGUAUUCAAAGAGGUAAUUCAAGACUUAGGUCCACCGGAUGGUACCAUAGUAGUAAAAGCAAUGGAAGAAUCAGAUGACAUGGACGACAUCUUGCAUGCUCUGCUGGAAGAUUUCUCUCAUAUCGGUGAAGCGAUCCUCGUCAGAUUUGUCGGUGAAACUAUUUGGAUAACUUUUAGAGAUGGCCAGUGUGCUUUAUCAGCAGCGAAGAAAGGCAUGACUCAAGUGUGCGGUCAAACUUUGAAAUUAUCCUUAAAAUCACCAAACUGGGUGCAGCUAAUUGAAAAAGAAAUAGAACUUUGUAGCAACACCACUAUUGCACAGUUUACUUCGGAUUCUCCGAUAAGAAGUCCUGUGCAAAGAUUAGAACAGUUAGACAUAACGGAACGACCAUCUCCUAGUAGAGGAAGUCCAAACGGCGUAACUCCACCACCUCGACCUGCACCUCCAGGUCGACCAUCUCAACCACCUAGAAGUCCGUUGCAAGAUCGAAAACAAGGACCACGCGCUGGUGUAUUCAGUGUAUUGCCUAAUCAGUUUUCAGCGCCGUUACCCAGAGAAACAAUGGAAUCCGAACAAAGUGAAAGGCUAUCUCCAGAAUCUGCAAUCUACGAAGAGAUAUUGGAUGGAUCUCCUAGUUACCCCAUACCAAACCGUCCCCCUCCACCUUUACCUCGUACAGAUCCUUCGCAAGAAUCGUCUAGUAGACCACCCAAUACCGUACCUCCGCCAUUACCGCAAAGACAAGCUCCUCCUCCACCUCAACAUCCUCCACCUAGUUUACCUGCACCGAAUGCUCCACCACCUAUUCCAGCAAGAACAUCAGGCGGACCACCUAUUCCAGCUAGAAAUCCACAUUAGAUUGUGGCGUAUGUCAUUCCAUUUGUGAGUGAAAUCACUAGACGUUACUGUGUAGCUAAUUAUUUAUAAAUAUCAAUAGAAAUUAAAUGUAAAAUACAUAGAUUGCUUCCACACAACGUUGAACAACUGUGUAGCUUAUCAUAAACUUUAAAUCUAUUUCUGUGAUUAGUCAAAACUUCGUUCUCAUGCACUAUAAGAAUGUAUGCUUACUGUCAUGCACUUUCCUACAUCGUAUAUAAUCAAGUUUGCUAAAUACCUCAAAGAUUUCAUUAUACGGAUGUAAUAGAAAAUAAGCAGAGUUACAAACCUGAUAUAUAGUGUAAAGGGUUCUUGAUAAUUGUUGAAAUGAAUGGAAUAAUUAUGUUAAUGAAAUCUAUGCUGUUGAAAAUAUCGUAUGAAGAGUUCUUGAAAUAUGUAUAAUGUCUACACCUAGAAAAGUUAUUGUUAUAAUUCCAUAUUUCAAACGUAUGAACCACAAACUACUUUCACGGCAGAUCAGUUUAUUUUCAACAUUAAAAUUGUUUAUUGGCCCUGUGUAGUUCUUGUUAUAUUUAAACAAAAAUAUAUAUGGUUGACAUGA
Messenger RNA from Osmia bicornis bicornis, 4514 nucleotides. RefSeq names its product synaptojanin-1 (gene Synj). The record is from RefSeq and is a predicted model, not a curated record. Bases 494 to 3934 code for a protein of 1146 amino acids. Gene Ontology annotation, molecular function: phosphatidylinositol-4,5-bisphosphate 5-phosphatase activity; nucleic acid binding. Gene Ontology annotation, biological process: synaptic vesicle endocytosis; phosphatidylinositol dephosphorylation. The transcript has 7 exons. Lineage: Eukaryota; Metazoa; Arthropoda; Insecta; Hymenoptera; Megachilidae.